This is a messenger RNA of Knipowitschia caucasica, 546 nucleotides long. The record is from the annotation of a GenBank genome assembly. NCBI's taxonomy places the organism in Eukaryota, Metazoa, Chordata, Actinopteri, Gobiiformes, Gobiidae.
AUGCCUGUCCGGAGAGGUCAUGUUGCGCCGCAAAACACCUUUUUGGGAGUAAUUAUUCGGAAAUUCGAGGGACAAAAUAAAAAAUUCAUCAUAGCCAAUGCCCGGGUGCAGAACUGUGCGAUCAUCUACUGUAACGAUGGCUUCUGUGAGAUGACGGGCUUCUCUCGGCCUGAUGUCAUGCAGAAGCCCUGCACUUGUGACUUCCUCCAUGGAGAGUUCACCAGUCGACACUCUGUGGCCCAGAUGGCCCAGGCUCUGCUGGGCUCAGAGGAGCGCAAGGUGGAGAUCACCUACCACCGCAAAGACGGUUACGACACCACACAGGUUCCCAAAGGUCCAAACAACAUCAAGAGACUGACACUGGUGCUCUUUUUGGUUGUAUGUCUGCUCUAUUUGCUGCAGCAAAAGAGUGAGUGCUCCAUUUGGGGCCUGAGGGGGAGACCAGCAGCUGUGAUGGUUCCUCUGACAAGGUCCAGUGUGAACCGCUGCACAGCAGUGGCUGUAAAGAUGUUCAUUAGCCUGCGCUGGCCACAGAGGAGGAUGUAG